CCAGCAUACGUCUGUUUGCUUUUGGCGCGCGCACUACUGGUGCGGCGCGCGGGGUAUAAUAGGCAAGAUCGUGACUACUACAACCAUGCUGCCUUUUUCGUUUUAAACAGGUGGAGAAAACCACGGGCCAGCAGGGGUUCUCCGAGGGGAGCCGCGGGCCCGGGCCGCGGGCCGGGCCCACCCUAAGCAGCUUAUACGUAAAGCAGCAAAGAAAAUAUGGAGCAGUUCGAGUCACUUCUGACGUGCUGCGUCUGCCUAGACCGGUACAGGAAUCCAAAGCUGCUGCCAUGCCAGCACAGUUUUUGCAUGGAACCGUGUAUGGACGGCCUUGUCGACUACGUCAGGCGACAGGUCAAAUGUCCAGAAUGCCGUGCCGAGCAUCGGAUUCCGUACCAAGGUGUACAAGGUUUCCCGACCAAUGUCACCUUGCAGCGGUUUCUAGAGCUACACGCUAACAUAGCAGGAGAGCUGCCUGACCCCACAGCGGGGCAGGUGAUGGAAAGGUGCAAUGUUUGCUCAGAAAAGGCGUAUUGCGCGCCUUGCGCACAUUGCGACAAGAAAGUUUGCGAAGACUGCAAAUCAGCGCAUAUGGAAGUUCUACGCAGAGAAAUCGCUAGGAUCAACAAUCAGAUACGUCGAGGAGUCAACAGGCUUCAAGAUAUUCUUUCGAUCGUCGAGCGUAACACUACAAACUUGCAAACAAACUGCGCUGCAGUGGCAGGAGAGGUAGAUGAAAUCCACAAAAGACUAGCCAAAGCUCUUAAAGAUAGAACUGAUUUCCUAAGGACUGAAGUUGAUCGCUAUCUAGCUACUGAACUUAGAAACCUCACACAUCUGAAAGACAACCUCGAACUGGAGUUAAGUAAUAUUCAAAGUAAUUGUGAUCUCGCAGACAAGUACAUGAACGACGAUGUCGAAUGGGAGGACACUGAAUUAGUUGAUACCAAAGAAAUUUUCCUGAAGACGGUAGAGUUUUUAAGAAACUUCGAUUAUGAGGCUGGAGAUUAUAACCGUAGGAUCAGGUUUGUUAUGACACACGAUCCAAACCAACUAGUCGUACACGUUGCAAGCUAUGGUGAACUAAAUAUUAAUCACCCUAACGCUUAUUCAGGAGCAUUGCAACAAACCCAAGGACUUACCCGGUCCAAGAGUGACCAUCGUCUUGCAACGCAGUUCCGCCAACAAGAAGAAUCUAAAGGCUAUACUGAGAAUGACGAACCGGUCUUAGGUGGACGUAAAUUUGGAGAACGGCGACCCCCACCGCCCGAGAAAGUAAGGGACCCCUAUGGAACCACGGAUGAUUACAGUGGCUAUGAAUCCGAACAUAGGCCUUCCAGAAGAUUCCGUUCAAGAUUUGUCAGGAGUCAUCAAGAUAAUGAUUCUGACACGGAACAACCUGCUCGUACCGUUAAGGCAGAGCAAAAAGAGAAAGAAAAAGAAAAGGUAGCAGACACUGAAGAUGCUACAAGGGGUCCACUUAGUGGGAUAUUCAGACUAAGUGACUGUCCACGUGUCAUGCAAAGGAUAAUGGAUGUGGACAGUGGUAAAAAAAAGGAAAAAAAGGAGCCACCUCCACCACCGAAACCAGUGCAGCCAGCACCUCAGCCUCAGCGGCGGGCUCCACCGGCGCAGCGGCAGCAGAGUGAAGAUGACGAGAUCUCCCGGCUUAAGAAGCAGAAUAAGGGCGCGGCGUCUUCCCAUGAACCUGACCGAGCGCCAGCGCAGGAAGAACGCACCUCGAUUGCUCGUAAACCACCCACACCAGCCCGGGAGGCUUCCAGCGACGGUGAAUCCGAUGAAUCCCUUGGAUCGCUGCAACGUACUCAGCGUAAAAAUGCUGCUCCAGCUCCUAAACCGGCAGUGACACCUGUCAGAAGACCGUCAGCGACAGAAACCACCGCCCACCGCCCUGGAGUUCGUGCGCCUAGCACCGAAUCAAGCGCUUCGACAGAAAGUUCCGGCUCGGCGGUUAAACACACAGGUGCUAUACUAUCCAUCGCAGAAUUAAAAGCCAAAUACAGCAGUUUUGAGCCACCAUCAAAAACCAGAUCGUUUAUUUCCGCAGGCAACGAUAGAACAGCUCCGGCAACAACGAACGGAACGGUCGGUGGCGCGCAACGGGUCCAGAGCCGGUUCAUCGGCUCCCAGCGGCCCGCGCCCGCCCCGGCGCCCGCCGAGCCGGCCCAAGAAGACUCCGACACGAGCUCCGAGGAGGAGACCGACUCGUCAGAGGAGAGCGAAGAGGAGCCUGCAUCGCAAAGGAAGCCCGAGAGCCAGGCGAUGGCUCGCAGUGACAUUGGUCCGCUUCUCGCACGAAGCAACAAUGCCCGCAACGAUGCCCAAGACAACAAGGCCAAAGAGAGUCCUACCCCGUCUCGGUACCGUACACGCACAACGUCUCAAGCCGAGGAGGAGCCUAGGUACGGCGCCAGCGGUUCUUCGUACAGCAACCGUUAUGGCACCACCAAGCCUAAAGAAGAAGAGCCGGUGUCUUCCAUCGAUGACGAAUCGAAGUACCCAACUGCACGUUCGAGAUACCUUGCGUUGAAAGAGCGACGCAAUCGUCUCGCUAGAAGCAAGAGCAGUCACACCGGUUUUGGUAUGGGAGACGAUGACGACCAAGACGAACCAGUCUCUCCCACAACAGCGUCACCGUCAGCGUAUCUGGCGGCUCGAUACGGCUCUGGCACCGGAGGUACAGAGUUGUCUCGUAGCCGAUCCUCACACGCGCUAAAAUCUAGAGAAAGUUCGCCCGAGCGACCACCGCCCGGCGAGAAAGACGGUGCGGCCUUGAGCUCAUGGGCCAGAUACCUGAAGAAUAAGUACGGAUCGCGGGGCAAGGAUCGAGACACGAGCAGCAGCGCGUCGAGCACGUCGCGCCGCCUGUCUCUCGGGCUGCCCUUACGUUCGGCUAACGAGCUUGCCAGUUCUGAUGACGAUUCAAAAAACGCGGCAGGCUCCCCCAUCUCCCCUACGGCGGCUACAGCAGCGGUAGCAGGUUUCGCAGCAGCAGGUUCCUCCCCUAGGAGCCAGUAUCUGCAGAAACGCCGUUUACAAUUCAGCGUGGGGAGCCGGGGGAGCGAACCCGGUUGUUUUACUUGGCCUCGUGGUAUCGCUGUAGGCCCCGACAACACAAUGGUCGUGGCCGAUUCGUCAAACCAUCGAGUGCAGGUGUUCGAUUCCAAUGGCAUUUUCGUGAAGGAAUUCGGUCAGUACGGCAGCGGCGAGGGCGAGUUUGACUGCCUCGCUGGCGUGGCUGUCAACCGGAUUGGGCAAUACAUCAUCGCGGACCGAUACAACCAUCGCAUACAGGUGUUCGACCCUCAAGGGCGGUUCCUGAGGGCAUUCGGCAGUCAGGGCACGGGAGACGGCAAGUUCAACUACCCGUGGGGCAUCACGACGGAUGCGCUGGGUUUCAUAUACGUGUGUGACAAGGAAAACCAUAGAGUUCAGGUGUUCCAAUCCGACGGCACAUUCGUCGGCAAGUUCGGCAGCUUCGGCUCCAAGCUGGGCCAGCUGGAGCAUCCCCACUACAUCGCCGUCUCCAGCACCAACCGAGUGCUCGUGUCAGACUCCAACAACCAUAGGAUCCAGGUCUUCGAUGUGAACGGACGGGUGUUAUCGUCGUUCGGAGAUGAGGGCUCUGAGGAUGGACAGUUUAAGUUCCCAAGGGGCGUCGCCGUUGACGACCAAGGCUAUAUCGUAGUAGCCGAUUCCGGCAACAAUCGCAUUCAGAUCUUCCACCCUGACGGAACGUUCCUCCGUGCCUUCGGCUCCUGGGGCUCCAGCGAUGGCGAGUUCAAGGGUCUUGAGGGGAUCGCCGUCAUGAGCGGAGGGAACAUCAUCGUGUGUGAUCGGGAGAACCAUAGGGUACAAGUUUUUUAAGGGUUUAAUACUUAUGGCUGAAGAACCUUAUG
Cydia splendana is the source of this 3917-nucleotide messenger RNA. RefSeq names its product RING finger protein nhl-1 (gene tn). Gene Ontology annotation, molecular function: ubiquitin protein ligase activity; protein binding; metal ion binding. Bases 217 to 3885 code for a protein of 1222 amino acids. Gene Ontology annotation, biological process: negative regulation of translation; proteasome-mediated ubiquitin-dependent protein catabolic process; protein polyubiquitination. The transcript has 11 exons. NCBI's taxonomy places the organism in Eukaryota, Metazoa, Arthropoda, Insecta, Lepidoptera, Tortricidae. The record is from RefSeq and is a predicted model, not a curated record.